AAAAAAGUAGGCGAGAAGAGCGAGGGAGAAGGAGGUGGGAUAGGGGCACGCCGAAAUCCUGAAGGCAACUCACAACAAUGGAGAUAUGAAGGUAGUCGAAGACUGAUGAGUGGGAAAGAGUAGGCUAAAAGAAGGUGUGUUGAGUACGGUUAUGACGGGGAGAAGUCCGCAGAGAGACCCUGCGGUCGAAGAAGACCUAGGUAGUCUCCGGGUUAAACCUAGUCCGGGUGCAGCUGUACGUAUUUCUGCUGCUGCCACCACUUGCGAAGAAGCCGACAGAGUGGAGAUUGAGGCGGAGGGAUGUGGGGAAGAGGAAUUACUGCUACCAACAACAGCCGGUGAACACUCAUCGCCCAGGGUUAACAAGGAGAGGUGGUCCAGAAAGAAUCGACUGAGCUCGUCCUCGGACAAAGAGAACUUGUCGGUAUCAGGUAGUGUUGGGGGCACUGGUGAUCUGAACACUUUCCCAGAAGAUCCUGAGUUUUAUGAAAUCAUUCGUCGAGCAGAACAAGCUAUAGAGUGUGAAGUGUUCCCUGAAAGAAUUUCUCAGGGUUCAAGUGGAAGCUACUUUGUCAAAGAUCCUAAAGGGAAUAUCAUUGGUGUAUUUAAACCAAAAUCUGAAGAGCCUUAUGGACAUCUAAAUCCAAAAUGGACCAAAUACUUUCACAAGAUCUGCUGCCCUUGCUGCUUUGGAAGAGGAUGCCUUGUCCCUAAUCAGGGCUAUUUGUCAGAGGCUGCUGCUUCACUUGUGGAUCAAAAACUAGGACUAAAUAUUGUACCAAAAACAAAGGUUGUUUGGCUCGUCAGUGAAACCUUCAAUUAUAAUGCUAUAGACAGAGCAAAGUCUAGAGGAAAGAAAUACGCUAUGGAGAAGGUGCCAACAGUUGGAAGAAGGUUUCAUCGAAUUGGACUGCCACCUAAGGUUGGUUCAUUUCAGCUUUUUGUUGAAGGUUACAAGGAAGCAGAUUUUUGGUUACGGAAAUUUGAGACUGAUCCCCUUCCAGAGAAUACAAGAAAACAGUUUCAGUCUCAGUUUGAACGACUAGUAAUAUUGGAUUAUGUUAUUAGGAAUACAGACAGAGGUAAUGACAAUUGGUUAGUCAAGUAUGAAAAACCAGAUGAAAAUUGUGACGUUGUAUGCAAGGACUCUGAAUGGUUGGAUACUAAAGAUCCUGUCAUAAAAAUAGCGGCAAUAGACAAUGGACUUGCAUUUCCAUUUAAGCAUCCUGAUGAGUGGCGAGCCUAUCCAUUUCACUGGGCAUGGCUUCCGCAGGCCAAAGUUCCUUUUUCUCAGGAAACCAGGGAUCUGGUGCUUCCGCGCAUCUCAGACAUGAAUUUUGUGCAAGACCUCUGUGAAGACAUUUAUGAAAUGUUUAUGAAGGACAAGGGAUUUGACAAAGCUACUUUUGAGAAACAGAUGUCUGUGAUGAGAGGACAGAUACUCAAUCUGAUUCAGGCUUUAAAGGAUGGUAAGAGUCCUAUUCAGCUGGUGCAGAUGCCCCGUGUUGUGGUGGAAAGAAGUAGAAGCGGAAGUCAAGGUCGGAUUGUCCAUCUUGGAAAUGCCUUCACACAAACUUUCCACUUCAAGAGGCCCUUUUUCUCCUCUUGGUAGAAAUUAUGAUUUCUUGUACGAGGACAGCUCUUGAAGAGUGUGGUUGAACCUUUUCAGUACUGUACUGCAGAUAUUUUUUAAUGAGAAAGCAAUCAAUGCAUUCUACUGCCAAAAGAACUUGAAUAAUUAAAGUGUUUCUGAAUGUAUCAGUAAGUUUACAGGACUUUUCUGUGCAGUGCUCAAACUUCACUAUUAAUGAAGGCCGCGCUGUAAAUAUUAAUAUUGUAUUUUUAUAUUAAAAAUGGUGGGAUUAAUAUAAAAUGGGGUUCUGUGAUGUAAUUUAUAUAGUUCUAUCUGAAAAGUGUAAAUGAUAAAUACAACACAAGAUUUUGAAAAUCACUUUCGUUUGUAAAUCUUAUUACUUAUUGGUGAUUUAAAAGUUAAAGACAAUUGAACAACAGUCUGAUAUAUUGCAAUAAAAAGCUUAACUGCAA
Molecule: messenger RNA, 2046 nt
Organism: Polypterus senegalus (gray bichir)
Lineage: Eukaryota; Metazoa; Chordata; Cladistia; Polypteriformes; Polypteridae
Gene: pi4k2b
Product: phosphatidylinositol 4-kinase type 2 beta
Exons: 10
Coding region: 152-1612 (486 amino acids)
Biological process (GO): Golgi organization; endosome organization; phosphatidylinositol phosphate biosynthetic process
Cellular component (GO): endosome; lysosomal membrane; trans-Golgi network
Molecular function (GO): 1-phosphatidylinositol 4-kinase activity
Source: RefSeq, a predicted model, not a curated record